AUGAUGGCGAACAUGAAGAAAGCGACAGCUAUCAACAAGAAGCAGCAACCAACCAGUUCCUCCAAGGAUCGUGAUGAGAUGUUGGCAAGGUUCUUGACCUGUGAGAGUCUGAAUGAUAUCAUUCUACAAGGAACUGAUGGUGUUCAAGUGCCGGCAAACCGUUUUCUGUUGGCAGCUCGAUCCAAUGUUUUCAUGGGCAUGCUGCUGGGCAAGUUUCAAGAAUCUUCACUGCCAGUUGUUGAGCUUGGAUUCUCUGGAAGUGUCAUCAAGGCAGUGGUAGAGUUUGUGCUUACGGACACAGCACAAGUACUCGUCUGCAAAAACAGAGAUGCACUAGUGGUGGAUAUCAACGAACAGAUUGAAGCAUUGGUGUCAUUAGCAGAGGCGGCACCCUACUUUGAUCUUGCUGGCCUCACAGAGCUGGUCUUUGAAUCUUUUGAAAUGACUCUCAAUGAACAUCCGUGCUCUGCAUUUGCUGCCUUGCAGGCAUGCAGAAUGGCCGGAAUUGCUGUUCCGGAGGAGUUUGUCAAAACAGCCAAGUCAUGGGUGCAAAUGGCCCAACCUACAUCUGUGACUGCCAAUCAUGUGGCCUGUUUGAGCACUUCUGUCAUGGAAGAAAUACUGAUGGAUCCAGAAAUGGAAAUGACAGAGUACGAACUCUUCCAAAUGUUAUCACUUUGGGCAGCAGGCGACCCUGGUCGGAGAAAGGCAGAAGCAGCGGAUCUCUGCAAUCACAUCUCCUUGGAACGAAUAUCUCUUGAAAAUUUGGCAACCACAGUGGCUACAUCAGGCUUGGCUACAUCCGAUCAACUUGGUGAAGCCUACAAGAAUCACGCGUUUGCGCUCCAGAAACUUUUACCACCAACGACGACAACCUUUGAAGCACCGCGGAAAAUUUCGUGGUUUUCCGAACGACCCAAAAAAUGUCAACACAAGAAAUCUGAGAUACAGCAAUUUUGUCAUUAA
Molecule: messenger RNA, 966 nt
Organism: Seminavis robusta
Lineage: Eukaryota; Bacillariophyta; Bacillariophyceae; Naviculales; Naviculaceae
Source: the annotation of a GenBank genome assembly